AUGCGCCCUUGCUGCAUAUCCACAGUGCCGGUCGGGGGCUAUGCACCUGCGUCUGUCGACCCAACCUCGGUGAGAGGCAAGAGUGGCAGGACGGGGACCUCCCUCCCCGCUUGCGGCGCCACCGCCACCGCGUCGCUGUUUGCGACGACGGCGUUGCUGGCGCGACGUGCUCGCGCCCAAUGUGCGCGGCAAGCAGCCGGUGAGGUCUUCCUGGAAGAUUUGGACCGAUCAGAUCCCGGGCGGUCUGCCCUUCGAAGCGAGUGGGCCGUGGCUGGGGAGGUCUUCUUUGAAGAAGUGACGGAGGCGAGCGGCCUCGUGCGAGUCACUGGCUCGGGUGCCAGCAAUGGUGGCUCGUGGCGGCGUCUGCGGUUCAAUGGCAACACGGAGCAGAGCGUGCUCUUGGUGGAUGCGAGCAAGACGCCCGAAUUUGGUGCAUUAGCCUUUGGUUACCUGAAGUCGCUGGCAGCGGUGGGAACAUCUACCGCCAGGGCGCUGGGCCGUCCUGAAACGCUGCGGGUCCUGGUUAUCGGAGUGGGCCUGGGCGCCUUGCCUGGCUGGUUCUGCAAGAAGAUGAAGGCGACGGUUGACGCUGUGGAGCUCGACCCAGCAGUGCUUCGUGCUGCUGCCGCCAUCGGCGGCAUCCCGGUGGGAGCUGUUUGUGAUGCGGGCAAUGCGAGGGAGUGCGCCAAAGAUGCUGCAGAGAGGACUCCCGAGCCCGGAACCCUGCGCGUGUAUUGCUGCGACGGUGCAGAGUAUGUUGUGGAAGCACAUCAGUGCAAGCUCCGUUACGACGUCGUCAUCGUUGACGUUUUCGAUGGACAAGGAGAAACGCCUCAGGCCUUCCUGGAAGAUCGAUUCGGUGCAGCACUCGGCGGCAUCGCAGAGUGUGCAGUUGCCAACCUCACCUGCCCGGUGCCGAUGUGGGAUGAGGCGCACGAGUUCAAUGCUCCUGAGGCGGGUUCCCUCGUGAGCGCCUGGCGCCGGGGCUUCGGCGUUGGAGCGGGCGUUUGGAGCGUCCGGGUGGCAGAGGGGCAGAACAUCAUACCCGCUGUGACACCAGUUGGCCGUCCUCCAGAAGAAUUCCUGGCCCAAGCUGCACGCGAGUUGGCGGCCUCGGGUGCUUUUGCCUUCGACCCGGUGAAGCGG
This is a messenger RNA of Symbiodinium sp. CCMP2592, 1146 nucleotides long. NCBI's taxonomy places the organism in Eukaryota, Dinophyceae, Suessiales, Symbiodiniaceae. The record is from the annotation of a GenBank genome assembly.